GCUGUUGUUGCUGCUGUUUGCUGUUGUUGCUGCUGUUUGCUGUUGUUGCUGCUGUGUGCUGUUGUUGUUGCUGUUUGGUCCAAAUUGAAUUUUGUCUUGAAUCAAUAAAACGCGUCUCAUAACCAUCUUUUACAAGCUCAUCGAUUUUGCCAACUACUUUAGUAGCUGGCGUUCAUAGAGUUUGGUCUCUGAGUGCUGACAUUUGCAUGUUUUAAUUUUUUUGGUACAAGAUUGUUUGAAGAAUCAUCUACCAUGAGUCAAAUGCAUUUGCACAGUGAAAAUUUCGAUCUUUGCCGGAUUUGUCUAGCAGAGCCAGAAGCCGACAGAAGUAUCGAGUUUGUUCAUAUUUUUACGACUGUCAACGAAGAUUUCAAAUUGAAGCCACAGUUAGAAGAACUUUUAGGAAUCAAGGUUGGGUCUAAUGAUGUCAAACCUAAAAUGAUAUGCAAUAACUGCUAUAAAUCUUUGUUUGCUUGGUAUGAAAUGAAGAAGAAAGCGUCCGAAUCUGAUAUUGUUAUUAAUUACAUUGCUUCAAAAAAAUUUGGUGUUAAUAACCCUGGAACAUCUAAGGCAUCUAACUCAUCGCAGAAAUCGCGUGAUAUAAAACAACCUAAUAAAAUUGAAAACAAUUUUAACCCUGGAACAUCUAAGGCAUCUAACUCAUCGCAGAAAUCGCGUGGUAUAAAACAACCUAAUAAAAUUGAAAACAAUUUUAACCCUGGAACAUCUAAGGCAUCUAACUCAUCGCAGAAAUCGCGUGAUAUAAAACAACCUAAUAAAAUUAAAAACAAUUUUAAUGAGUGUAGUACUAGUAGUAGUACUGGUUACUGUAAACGAGAAGAUUCUAGUCGUUCACCUGUUGCUAGUUGUUCAAAAUCAGUAUAUGUUGAUGAUUCUGAUGAUUGCAUUGAAGUAAAACCUUCAAUUGAUAUUAUUGAAAUAUUGUCCGAUGACGAUGAAAACAAUGGUAUUAAGGAAGAAUGCAUUUAUGUAUCUGACGAUGAAAUUGUUGAUAAUAAUAUUAAACAUGAAUACCAUGUAAUUUCAUCAGAUGACGAAUCUGUUGAUAAUAAUAUUAAUCAUUACAAUAGAAACUAUCAAGAAUCUGCUGGUACUUCAUAUGGUGGCUCAGAAGCAAGAAAUCAGGUUGAAACGACUGAAAACAUAAAUAAUAAAAAUGAAAAAUUAUACUACUGUUCCAUCUGUCAAAAGAAGAAUAUUCUCAAUCAUGAUUGUUCUCAAUACAAUAUAAAUUUUUCUACUUGUUUAGUUCCUAAUUGCAAUAUUCUAUCAAGAUCAAAAGAUGAUUUUUUACCACAUUAUCAACUACAUAUUGGUAUGUCUCCUUCAGCAAAUAUGUGCAUCCAUUGUUAUCAUGAGAUAAACGAGCCUAGCUCUUCUAGCGCCACUAGUUUUUAUCACCGUUGUGCUGUAAAUGCAUUUAAAUGUUAUACAUGCAAUGUUAAAUUUACUAACAUGAAAGAAUUCGCCUAUCAUAAGUUGAAAAAACAUAAUGGUCGAUUGAUGGACUCUUCUAAUAAUUAUUUAUGUUUAUACUGUGAAGAAUCAUCUCCAGAGCUUACUGAUAUUAUUGAUCAUACUAAGCAAUGUCUUGAAAAUCAGGCAAACAAUGUAACUACGGUAAGUUUGAGAUUAAGAAUACCUACUGAAAAUACAACAGAAUUAUUACCAGUUGCAGAAGAAACUUUGAAUACAAAUGUGUUGGUAGAACGUAAUCAAAGAACUAAGAAGAACAGUGUACGUACAUCAAAAAUGAUACUUUUUACCUGUUUAAAACCUUCUUGCAAUCUCGUCUUCCAAUCAUUUUCAGUUUUUAAAGAACAUUAUCGUGAGCACUUUGGAAUUGGGGAUAGAUUGGUAUGUUGGCAAUGUUGUAAGCCAUUUGAUGAUUUGAAUGGUCUUAGACUUCAUCAAGUAAGAUUUGUCUGUGCUACCCCUGGUAUGUUCAAAUGCCCUAUGUGCCAACUGAGAUUUGAUAAUAUGCAAUGUAUUAGUAUACAUAAAUAUACUUUUCACAAUGGUCAUUUAAUAGCUGGGAAAAAAAAUAAUAAUACUAUUAAAUGUGCAUUUUGUAAGUCGGAUGUAAGAAUUUAUAACUUUAAAUCUCACCUGAUGACAUGCCGUAAGAAGAAAAGCCAAAAAUGUACAAAACCUGCAGAGAAUGCAAACGAUUAUUCAUGUAAGACAUGUGGUAAAGUGUUUCAAUCACUAGUAUCAUUAUCAAAUCAUUUGCGUUCUCACAAAUCAUCUUAACAAAUGUAAUAUUGGAAAAAGAAUAAGUAAAUCAUCUUCAAAUGAAAAAUAUCUUGAAUUUAUCCAACAUUCAAGAAAUUGAUUGUCAGUGGCAGGAUACAAUAUUUUUAAAUUGGAGUUGAAUUAUUUGUUUCUAUUUUAUUAUUUUGUUUAAUAUUUCUAUA
This is a messenger RNA of Melanaphis sacchari, 2438 nucleotides long. Its product is annotated as zinc finger protein 136-like. Gene Ontology annotation, molecular function: zinc ion binding; sequence-specific DNA binding; DNA-binding transcription factor activity, RNA polymerase II-specific. Gene Ontology annotation, biological process: regulation of transcription by RNA polymerase II. Lineage: Eukaryota; Metazoa; Arthropoda; Insecta; Hemiptera; Aphididae. The record is from RefSeq and is a predicted model, not a curated record. The transcript has 3 exons. The coding region runs from base 253 to 2274 and encodes 673 amino acids. Gene Ontology annotation, cellular component: nucleus.